GCUGAACUUCGUAAUCUAGGACCUGUUCUAGGUUUUUCUGAUGGUUGCUCGUCUCUAGCUCUAGCAAUGGCUUUGUUGCCACUUGCCGCAGAAGAUGAGCGAUAGGGAAGAGUUUCCUGAGGCCGGAGGCGAGUCUUCCGGGCGGUUUGACUUUCUGCAACGGAGGCGUGAUCUCCAGUCCAAUUGGGAGGUAGACCUAGCCAAGAACUUGGAGGAUUACCUCCUCAAGAUUUGUUCCGGCGAGGUCACUUCUGAGCCGUCGGUUAACUUUGCUGAAGCUGCCUUGUUUCUUCAAGGUUCAGUUCAGGUGUACAGCCGGAAGGUGGAAUAUUUGUAUUCGCUGGUCCUGCAAGUUUUGGAGCUCCUUUCACAGAAGAGCAGGAAAGAUCAAGAAAAAGAUUGCCCCAAACCUGUUGAUGAUGCACCGUCUGCAUCUAUUCAUGAAGAAGAUGAUGCAUUUCUGGGUUUAAACGAUGUGCCUGUGGAUGCAAAGAAUUGUCGUGAUGAUGAAAAGAUCGAGAUUUCUAACAAUUUCAUUAAGGCUCCUACAAAUUUACUUGUUCUUGAAGGGGAUUGUUUUGACACAAGUGGUGAAACUAAUGAACUAGAUUCCUACCUGUUGGCUACUAGUGAUUUUUAUGGAGAUUUUCUUCUUUUGGACCCUUGCGAUGCAGAAGGCAUCAAUAAUUUUUUGCAGAAAAAUCCUUUUGACAAAGAGAAUGCCGCAACUUACAAGAGCCCCUCAAGCCAGCCUGAAACCAAUGAAAACGUCUCCCCAGCUCCAGUUGGAAGAUCUGGGGGAUCCAUUAAAGCGAGCCUCAGGAAGAACCCGAUGUUCAAUGUAAUUGAAACACAAGAGGAUGGCCACACCUUUGAAACGGAUAGCGUGAAUGAAUUUUCCGAACCACGUUCCUAUCAAACUCACCCAAAGAAUCCAUACAAUGCGGAAAAAGCACAUUUUCGAAAUGCAGAUGCUCAGGAUGAUCCUGAUGAGGAUGAGGAUCCAUGGAAGCCUUUAAAUCCUCAUGAACCUGGGAACUUGAAAGUAAAACCAUUUAAAAAAGGUAGAAAUUUAAGAAAGCAGAUAAAUCCUGUUACUAAGAAAAAAAAUCAGUGUUCUCAAUUCCCCCUGGCGAAGAUGAAUGGUAUCAUCAGUCCAGAGCUCGGUGAAUCCAUUGAAGUGAAAAUCCGCCUAAGGAAAACACAGAAUGUUUCUCAGUCUCCUGCUCUAUAUGAAAAGCUAAGAGGUUCUCUUUCCUUUGGAGGCCAUGGAUCUUAUGAUUUCUUUGAUGGUCUUGGAGCAGAAGACCAGGAGGCUGGAACUGAGAAUGACCUAGCUGAUUUUGAUCAAGAUGACUAUGAUAUGGGCAUGGAACCACCAAGUUAUGGUGAGAAGGAAAGAGAUGAUGCGGAGAAAAAUGGAGUUGGGUUUUUUUCCCUGGAUGAUCUCGAUUGCAGUCAAAAUCUUGAAGAUCUUUGCAGAUCACAUUUGGACGGCCUUCUUGCUAUGAUAGCUGAAACUGAGAAACAGACAGAGCUUACAGCACGUGUUUCGACAUGGAAGCAGCGAAUAGAGCAAACUCUAAGAGAGCAA
Molecule: messenger RNA, 1594 nt
Organism: Phalaenopsis equestris
Lineage: Eukaryota; Viridiplantae; Streptophyta; Magnoliopsida; Asparagales; Orchidaceae
Product: condensin-2 complex subunit H2
Exons: 9
Biological process (GO): meiotic chromosome condensation; mitotic sister chromatid separation
Cellular component (GO): condensin complex; nucleus
Molecular function (GO): chromatin binding
Source: RefSeq, a predicted model, not a curated record